AUGUUGGGUUCAGUGGAUUCCAUGUGUGCUCGAGGGCAAACAACCGAAAAAUUGAGCGAGAAAAAAAGUAUCUUCAUAUCUAGAAGAUUUUCCCGUUUAGUCUCACUCUUUUCUCACAUAAAUUUGCGCAAAGCAUUGAACUUGAAUAAGGCGAGGAAAUAUGGAGACAAAGCUUUCGUUUGUCAAACUAUCGAGUGA
This is a messenger RNA of Clunio marinus, 198 nucleotides long. NCBI's taxonomy places the organism in Eukaryota, Metazoa, Arthropoda, Insecta, Diptera, Chironomidae. The record is from the annotation of a GenBank genome assembly.